GAAGGCCAUCUCCGAUUGCCAGUGUAGGGCAAUGACCAAUUCGGCAAAAUACAAACACACAAAUGCCGAAAAAAGAACAAUUUGAAUAACAAUUGAACAAAUUUCCAAUUGGAAAAAUAAAUAAAUUACUCGUAAUCAACCAUAUAACUAAAAAACAAUGAGAUACCAACGAUAAACUAAGAGGCAUGCUGAAAGAAUCUAGGAAAUAAGAACAUUCUGUAUUGCGUGGCAGUGAUUUUUUAAAUCACAGGCACACCACUCAUCCAUUUGCACCGACACAGAGCUACACUAGAGCCCGGACAAUGGGUAUCGGCAUGGGUGAUAAUCAGGCAGGAAACGGAAGCGGAUCUGUUAUCAACAUUAAUGGGUCUUCUGCAGCAGCAACAACCACAAAAUCGCCUAAUCUACAGCGACGAUCCUCCAAUGGUGAUGUCUCCCCGCCAGAGUUGCGCAUUUUGUGCUUUGACCUCACUUACUAUAACCGAACUACACAAUUCCUUCUAAGCUGUGCCGGAGUCUUUGUCCUUUACAUACUCUAUGGAUAUCUGCAGGAAUUAAUAUUUACAGUAGAGGGUUUUAAGCCAUACGGUUGGUUUCUCACUCUGGUCCAGUUUGGUUAUUAUAUUGGGUUUGGACUAGUUGAACGGCGGUUGGAAAGUUAUAGGGCUAGUGGUGUCCCAUUUUGGCAAGUGAAACCUGCUCCCCGAUGUAUACCGAUUCGCACAUAUUUAGUUCUGGCUGCUCUCACCCUGGGCACCAUGGGCUUAUCAAACUCGAGUUUGGGCUACUUAAAUUAUCCCACUCAGGUGAUUUUCAAAUGCUGCAAACUUAUACCCGUGCUGGUGGGAAGCAUUCUGAUCCAGGGUAAGCGUUACGGUCCCUUGGAUUUUGGUGCCGCUUUCUGCAUGUGCAUUGGAUUGGCCUGGUUCACUUUGGCCGAUUCCCAGAUGAUGCCAAACUUUAAUCUUUGGGGUGUGGGCAUGAUAUCGGGAGCCCUGCUGUGUGAUGCUGCCAUUGGCAAUGUUCAGGAGAAGGCCAUGCGAGAUUAUAAGGCUCCAAGUAGUGAAGUAGUUUUCUACUCCUAUGGCUUGGGAUUUGUCUAUCUCCUUGUUGUUAUGCUGAUCACAGGAAACUUCUUUAGUGGAUUGGCCUUUUGUCUGGAGCAUCCUAGGGAAACGUUUGGCUAUGGGUUCCUCUUCAGUUUGUCUGGCUAUUUGGGCAUACAAUUUGUUCUGGCUUUGGUAAGGAGCAGUGGAGCUCCUAUAGCCGCCACAGUGACCACAGCACGGAAGGCAGUGACUAUAGCCUUUUCAUUUGUGCUGUUCAGCAAACCUUUUACAUUACAGUACCUUUGGUCUGGAUUGAUUGUUGUAUUGGGCAUCUAUUUGAAUGUGAUCAGCAAGAGGCAUAAGUUAACAUUUGCCGAUCUACGGCAUCGAUUAAAGCAAUUCAGUUCUCGUAUGGCUAAAUCGCCAAAUCGUAAAUUUCUCAUUGAAGUUUAAACCUAUUUUUGAUACCAAAUUUAGUAAAAAAUUUGUUUAGUUUCUUUUGUAAAUAAGUGUACUCUUAAUAAUAUGACAAUUUAUGUAUA
Molecule: messenger RNA, 1591 nt
Organism: Drosophila willistoni
Lineage: Eukaryota; Metazoa; Arthropoda; Insecta; Diptera; Drosophilidae
Gene: Papst2
Product: adenosine 3'-phospho 5'-phosphosulfate transporter 2
Exons: 3
Coding region: 303-1502 (399 amino acids)
Biological process (GO): transmembrane transport
Cellular component (GO): Golgi membrane; endoplasmic reticulum membrane
Molecular function (GO): 3'-phosphoadenosine 5'-phosphosulfate transmembrane transporter activity
Source: RefSeq, a predicted model, not a curated record